Molecule: messenger RNA, 789 nt
Organism: Penicillium chermesinum
Lineage: Eukaryota; Fungi; Ascomycota; Eurotiomycetes; Eurotiales; Aspergillaceae
Product: sideroflexin family transporter
Exons: 5
Coding region: 1-789 (262 amino acids)
Biological process (GO): mitochondrial transmembrane transport; monoatomic ion transport
Cellular component (GO): mitochondrial inner membrane
Molecular function (GO): monoatomic ion transmembrane transporter activity
Source: RefSeq, a predicted model, not a curated record
AUGUCCGCCUCGCUCCCCGGUAACCGGGACCUGCCGGUGUCUCAGUAUGACUUGGGAACUUACUGGGGCCGCGUUCGCCACGCUGCAGACAUCUCCGACCCUCGGAUGAUUCUGACCUCGUCCGCCAAAUUGCAGCAGGCUAAGGACCUUAUCACCUUGUACAAACAGAACAAGAUACCCUCUAUGACCCCAGAGCUAUGGAAGGCAAAGAAAGUGGUCGAUUCGACGCUCCAUCCAGAUACGGGCGAGACUGUCUUCCUCCCCUUCCGCAUGUCAUGCUAUGUCCUCACAAACUUGGUUGUUACUGCGGGCAUGCUGACCCCGGGUCUCCAGACUACGGGCACUCUUCUCUGGCAAAUUGGCAACCAGUCUGUGAACGUCGCUAUCAACAAUGCCAAUUCCAAUAAAUCGACCCCAUUGUCCACCUCCCAGAUCGCCAAGUCCUACUUGAUGGCUGUCACAGCUUCUUGCUCCACAGCUCUUGGUCUCAACGCUCUCGUGCCUCGUCUGAAGGGCAUCUCCCCCAACACCCGCCUGGUCCUUUCUCGUCUUGUCCCAUUCGCCGCUGUCGCCAGUGCAAGUGCCCUCAAUGUCUUCCUCAUGCGUGGCGAGGAGAUCCGCCGCGGCAUCGACGUCUACCCCGUUCUGUCCGAGGAAGAGCGCGCCAAGCGCGACGGGCCUCCCGAGAGCCUGGCAAGACGCCAGGCCAUCAGUGCCAGCAGCCUGGAAGAGGAGUUCCAUGGGCGUGGUGGCCAAAGUGGACUGGUGGAAUUCAACCGUGGGAUGUAA